This is a messenger RNA of Penicillium alfredii, 795 nucleotides long. RefSeq lists its product as uncharacterized. Bases 1 to 795 code for a protein of 264 amino acids. The transcript is spliced from 2 exons. The record is from RefSeq and is a predicted model, not a curated record. NCBI's taxonomy places the organism in Eukaryota, Fungi, Ascomycota, Eurotiomycetes, Eurotiales, Aspergillaceae.
AUGGGCUCAACCGCAGAAGUCUAUUCCAUGGAGCAAGAACCGCUCUGCGUCUAUGUCUUGAGUCGCUUGUCGGGGAUUGGCCACUUGGAAUUUCUUUUGGAGCAUGGUUCUCCGGAGAACUCACUGGAGUUUUGUACCUGGCGAGAGAAAUUGAUUGGGGAUAUUGCGCGGUAUGUUGCCUUCAUUCUUCGCUCUUUAUCUUGGAAAAAUCCUCAGCAGGUUGACCCAUCUUUCCGUGAGAACCUCCAGCACCAGUAUACCCACGAUCUACAACGACUACUGGCUGCCCUACCAACCCGCUUCCAUCCAAUCACCCAAAAAUCAAUCGACCUCCUACCAGCAAUUGUAUCUCUCCCCAUGGUUCUACUCCACCAGGACUUCAGGGCGACCAAAAUCAUAGUCAAUUCGACUAGCAACCACCUAAUUGGGGUGAUUGACUGGGCCGAAGCCGAGAUCGGCCCGUUCGGUCUGAACCUCUACUAUCUGCAGGAGUUCAUGAGUAAGUUCCAUAUCAAGGACGGCUGGAUUCGGUAUGCUAAUUAUGAUACCACCGAGAUACUCUCCUGGGAUACUCUGCGCACAGAGGUCGGGGGUCUUGAUGAUGAGGCUAUCCGUGUUAUCAAGGCUGCUAUGGUGGUUGGGCUUUUGUUGUCUCAUGGCUUUACGUGUCGUCCGGCAAAUAUGCCGGAGCCGGAGCCUAUUCGUGAUUACGAGAGUGGGACGUACAAUAUACUUCGUUUGGAUGGGCUGCCCACCGUUCCGGCCACCAGGUUUGUGGGUGAGAUAUACGAGUGA